CAGAGCCCCAGUCAGAGUCGGACGUCUACAGAAGCAGAGGCAGCACACCACAGCCACCACUGUUGCCCACUGGGGCCAGGUGAAAGAACCCUCCUGCUUUGAAGACCUAUUCUCUAUCACCCUGGGGCCUCUACUCAACCUCCACCCCAGGGAUGGAGGCACUUGUGGGUGUAAAAAUUGGCUGCCUGCUAGCCCUGCUGGCUCUCACUCUGUUCUGUGGCAUUAUUCCUAUCUGCUUCAAAUGGUUCCGGAUCCAUGCAGCCACAGGGAAGCACCGCCGGGUCCUCAGCCUCCUGGGUUGUGUAUCCGCAGGAGUGUUUUUAGGAGCAGGGCUUAUGCACAUGACAGCCGAAGCCCUGGAGGGCAUUGAUUCAGAGAUCCAGAGCUACAUCCUACAGAACAGGACGGGAAGUGAGGGAAAUUCUUCUGACACCACUGAUUCAACUGAUGUUGAUUAUCCAUUUGGGGAGCUCAUCAUCUCCCUAGGCUUCUUCUUGGUCUUCCUCUUGGAGUCACUGGCACUGCAGUGGUGCCCUAGUGGUACCAGGGGGUCAAAAACACAUGAGGAGGAAUGGGGUGGGGCCCAUGGAGCCCAUUCCUUGAGUCUGCACAGUCAUGGGCCCCUGCCCUCACCCUCCCAGGGGCCCUUUAGGGCUCUGGUUCUCUUGCUUUCGCUGUCCUUUCACUCCGUGUUUGAGGGGCUGGCUGUGGGGCUGCAGUCUUCAGUACCAGCUGUGCUGCAGCUUUGCUUGGCUGUCUUGGCACACAAGGGAUUAGUGGUGUUUGGAGUGGGACUUCGACUGGUGCAGACGGGCACAGGGCCGAGAUGGGCCCUGAUCUCCAUCCUGGCAUUGGCCCUCAUGUCCCCCCUUGGCCUGGCUUUGGGGAUGGCUGUGGCUGGGGGAGAGGGUGAGGGGGGAAGGGCCUUAGCCCAGGCUGUGUUAGAAGGUGUGGCAGCUGGCACUUUCCUCUAUGUGACCUUCUUAGAAAUUCUUCCCCGGGAACUGGCUGCCCCUGAAUCCCCUCUCGCCAAAUGGGCUUGUGUGGCUGCUGGGUUUACCUUCAUGGCCAUAAUUGCCAUCUGGGCAUGAGUUGUCUCCUACUCUAAGGGAUCAUCCAGGUAACUAGCCUGAGUGAACAUCCCCCACUCCGAGCUGGCCCUGGUCCUGGGACAUUCUUCCUGAGUCUCACUGGCAUGCAUCCAGAACCAUCUUCACAACUGGAUUCCAAACUUCCUUUUCAGGGUCUUUGCUUGGGUCACCCAGCUCUGAGAUAGGAAAGCGCUUGGAGGGGUGGGGGGGUGGAGGGGGCAGCAGAGAAAGGGAGCACGGGAGAAUUAAUGGAGCCUCUCUACCUAUUGCCCCACACUUGGAUACCAGCACCACCCGCGGUAAUGUGUGUAAAUAAAUGUCAGUCCUCCCACCUC
Messenger RNA from Dromiciops gliroides (monito del monte), 1426 nucleotides. RefSeq names its product solute carrier family 39 member 2 (gene SLC39A2). The record is from RefSeq and is a predicted model, not a curated record. Gene Ontology annotation, molecular function: zinc ion transmembrane transporter activity. Bases 153 to 1091 code for a protein of 312 amino acids. Gene Ontology annotation, cellular component: plasma membrane. NCBI's taxonomy places the organism in Eukaryota, Metazoa, Chordata, Mammalia, Microbiotheria, Microbiotheriidae. Gene Ontology annotation, biological process: zinc ion transmembrane transport. The transcript has 4 exons.